AUGCGCAUUGCAGGCAUGUGUGGUAUUCCUGCUGGCCCACUGGCCAGGCUGCAGUGCCUGCCACAAGCGGCGAAGGACACCCUGGGUGGCAUACAGCCCAGGGACCGCAAACACGUGAGGUUUGCGGAAUGGGGCACCUGCACCUGCCUCCGGAAGUCAAGUGGUGGGUGA
This is a messenger RNA of Coniophora puteana RWD-64-598 SS2, 171 nucleotides long. RefSeq lists its product as uncharacterized. The coding region runs from base 1 to 171 and encodes 56 amino acids. Lineage: Eukaryota; Fungi; Basidiomycota; Agaricomycetes; Boletales; Coniophoraceae. The record is from RefSeq and is a predicted model, not a curated record. The transcript is spliced from 2 exons.